AUGGGUGUACUUCAAAAAUGCGUCGAUCACGUUCAUGAACGUGAUCCUGAGCCGAUUGGUUUCAAAGAGACGUUGCUGGGUCAUCAAGUGGAAACGAUGGACGCUCUGGAGAUGUUGGCAUCGUGUUUCAUGACGAUUUCCGAUUUCUCCAUCACACAACUACAUCUCAAUCCUGAGACAUUUCUCGUCAUACUCGCUUUCUUGACAGCCACAUCUCUAUUUGUGAAAGGUCUUUUUGCGUUGAUGUUGGCUCGAGUCGAUGAACUUGACACACUGACACCACUCAUCACCACACCAACACAAACACCUGUUGACACUACACCACAAAUUACACGACCAACACUACCUCAAGCGGUCCGUCUUACCUCAUCGGAUAGCCCUCCACCACCACGUCGUUCAAAUCAUGGAAAGACGUUGAUUGUACCGUUGAACGCUAGUCGAUAUCGAGUGCCAGUCACCCCACUACUCGGCACUCCGGACAGCCGAAUAACGUCGUUCGAAGCCGGUACGACGAAAAGCUGUGCAACAAUUCCUGAGGGUGACGAAGACGAAUCGCCCAGCUCUGAGCAAAUCGACGACCUGAUCUCCAUCGACAGGAUUCCCGUGCCAACGUAUUCACCUCCAUCUGUGCCUGAAUAUCAUCAAAACUGCGUUCGUCAAGUACCACUUGAAACUAGACAUCAUCUAGCCAGUCCUGACGGGGAAUGCUCUCAUAUGAAUAGUAUAAGCAGCCUCAAUUCCACUGGUUCACCAAUUGAUAUCACCGGAUCGUUCAGUGAUAGCUGCUACGUGAACAGCGACGUGAUUUCUUCCGCCAAUGGAUCACAAGUAGUAGACGAUCAUCUAUGCGCUACUGAAGCUGAGGUGCAAUCCAAAUACCAUCUACAUAGAAUCGAAGAGGAGACCGAGACGAUUGAUGAUGGCAUGCGAUGUGCCCGUACCGUCUACAGUCAGAAUAGUCUCGAUCAGGAACGAAAUGUCGUUAUACCACGCAGUAUUUCUGAACAGGUACUUCUAGAAGGAAAAAACCUUUACCAAUAG
Angiostrongylus costaricensis is the source of this 1041-nucleotide messenger RNA. The record is from the annotation of a GenBank genome assembly. Lineage: Eukaryota; Metazoa; Nematoda; Chromadorea; Rhabditida; Metastrongylidae.